AUGGAGAGGAACCCUUUCUGGACGGUGCUUCUUGUGGUCGGGGUGGCUUCGGUGGUGGUCGCUAAACUGACCUACGAAGAGGCCGCAGAUCUUGCCGCUGACCUCUACAACCGAAACGCCGGCGAAAACGUCACCUUUCUGGUUGCCAAAGUAGUCCCUCUCCCCAAAUGGGAUGCCAAUUCGGUCAAUGCCCAACAGCUGAACUUCACCCUGAAAGAGGUGGAUUGCCAGGUGAAGGAGAAGUCCCCAAAACUGGAAGAAGAGGAGGAGGAGGAGGAGGAGGAGGAAGAGUGUACCUUCAAAGACAAUGGGUUGGUUAAAACAUGCUUUGGCUUCUGUUUCCUCAACGAAGAGCCGCCAGCAGCCGUCCUGGUUUGCAGUAUCACCAACGAAGAGAAAACGACGGAGCGACCCAAGCGAGUGAAGCGGUUCAAGAAGUUCUGGAGGAAGACCCGGCGCCGUCUGCGCAAACCUCUGCAGACCGCCAUCCGCAAUAUCGUCCUCCAAAAGGCCAUUGUGGUGGCAGGGAAGCUCCUUCUAUGAGAGAUGGAGAGAGAUUCAAAGCAGACCCAAAUAUCCCUUGUUACAACUCGUGCCCAUUUCUUAUCCCAGUUUGAUCCCACAUUGGGUGCAUCUACACCAGGCAUA
Anolis sagrei ordinatus is the source of this 648-nucleotide messenger RNA. Lineage: Eukaryota; Metazoa; Chordata; Lepidosauria; Squamata; Anolidae. The record is from RefSeq and is a predicted model, not a curated record.